AUCAAAUAUGUUGGUUUCUAUGCCUUUUUACAUCAAAUCCCGUCAUAUUGACUUUUUAACUGGGCUAUUAAAGUAACUGUCCGCUUCUCAACAUGGCUUUGAGGUGUUUUCCAUAUCGACCACACGAUUACGUGUACGAUCCUAUUUUCACUGUAUCUGGACCAGUGGACCAUUACAAGGCAGCAGUAAUCGCAAAAAUGUCUACGGCCAAAUUCCAAAUCUGUCCGAUCUUCCCCAACAUGUUCUCCGACUUACCCAACCACCCAAGGGUCCAACUGGUGCCCAGGAAGUCCCGUCCCAUCCCGCCGUAUACGGAAAAAUCCUCGCGUCCUCCACGGGAUCCAGCUCUGGUGAGAACCGUGGACGUCGCGGGAGCGGACAGGGCGAAGUUCUUCUGCCCCAUCAUCAACUUUCCGCCUAAGGACGCCCUUCCCUACAUGCGCUUCCCCACCUUCACCAUUGAGAAGUACGAGAAACUGAAGAGCAAGAUGCCGCGCGGUACUACUAACGUCAAGGUGGAGACCAAGUUCAGGGAGUCUGAGGCGCAGACAAUACCCUGGGAACCCCCGUGCGUGGUGAUCGGACAGGGCGACCCAGAGAUACUGAAACUCGAUUUUCUAAAAUUUGGAAGCGGUUUACCUGCUGCUAUGCACGAGGUGCAACUGAUUGAAAGAGCCAGGAUGAAAGCAUCGUGGGAAAAAACUAUGAAACCAAACCCUGAUGAUGAGAACAGUCUAGCUCAUUAUAGGGACUAUAUGGAGGCCCUAGAAAGGGACGAGUGGGCCUUUAGAGAAAGGGAAAUUCAAGAUGUCCAAAACUUGCGGAUGGAGCUACUCGAAAAUAUGUUGGAGGAAAUUCUCCAGAAGUCAAACCAGAGGGCUGACAUGAAGUUGCAUAAUUUCAUCGCUAUUAAGCAAGCUGAGAAGGAAGAGCAAAUUGCCAAAAUAAGGAAAAAAACUGCACGAGAACUGAGGAAGCUAAAUGCUCACAGAAGGGGCAUGGUAUCGAAGUAUCAUGAAGUCAACAUCAUCGACGAGCACGCUGAUAAGAAAUCCGAACUGUACGCUCCUCUUAUCCGACAUGGCGAACACCCGAAACGUUGGCACCAAGUUAUCGACGAAAGGUUGAAGAAAUACAGGGCCCAAUUCAUAGGUGUAGAACAGUUUAGCACUUUACCGAGGUGGCUCGACCAGGCAACGAAGAUUAACAAACACUACUUACCAUCGAAAGCCACUGGAACGAAACUAUGCAUAAAAGAAACCAAAUGGACUGCGCCUGUACUCAAGCUGCUCCAGGAAGAGAUGAAGAGCUUCCGAAAGGAGACGGAGAAGCAGCCUGUGCUCCUGAGAAGAAAAGUAGGGAAAGCGCCUAGCGCCGUGCCUACUCCCGAAGUCGAGGGUGUUACAGAAAUGGAAGAAGAGGAGUACCAGUCGGUUAUUCUUCUGCAGAGCAUCAUCAGAGGUCGUGCCACCCAAAUGAUGAUUUACGAAGGUAGAGAUACGUGUAAAGAGCUUAUACAAGAGUUGAGGUAUACAGUAGGUUUCCUGAAAAAAGAGAAAGAGUUAAGGAGGAAAGAAAAACUCAGGGUAAAGGCGCAGCAAAGGGAAGAAUUGGUGCAGAGGGACAUGGUGCUAAGACUCGAAGGUACGCUGGGCAGACUCCAGGGGUCUAUAGUGGGCACCCUCUUGGACUUUCUCAACAAGGAGCUACGGCGACUUUUGGAGGAGCGAAAGGCCCACGCCAUGUGCUUGGUGAACGAGAGAGAGCGUUACGUCAGGGAAGCAGCGGAAGCGGGAAGGAGACAGAAGGAAUUGAGGAGGAGAAGGGAGCACGAUGAGAUGUUCAGGCAGAUCGUCAAGGUGACUCAGGACUCUGUGGACAUGUACCUGCAAGAUAUAAUCACGGAGGGGAUGGAGUUUGCCUCUAAGGAGGAGGCGAGGGAAUACGUUACGAAGCUGGCAGAUAGGAUCGAGAGAGAGACAAACGAGGCUUAUGAAGCAUCUAAAAGUAUUUCUGUAGACCAGCAGGAUGAAAUAAUAGCAGACAUGGUCCAUCAUUUUGUAGUGCCCGAGGUACAAAAAAAUUUGAUCCGAAACAGGAUCCGCCAACAGCAGAGGGAGAACUUGAAAACCAUUCACAACACAAUCUACUCCAAAUUCGAGGAUCUACCUAAAAUAGAGUAUUCUAAGCCAACUUCUCCACAAUCGUCCACCGAGGCGACUACACCAACUACCACCGAGAGUAAAGCAGAGGAAAUGGACGUAAGAGAAUCAGACUUCAUCGGCCGCUAUCAGGAUCCCUACGAUCUCUACCUUACUAAGCUUGCAGAGCAGCAACGAGAGGGUGACGAUUACGGGGACAAUUGCUACACUUUCAAAAUGACAAAGGCUGAUGAUAAGAACGAUUUAGCCCUUAGACUCGACGAUCUUGAUACGAUAACAGAGGUGGAUAGCGAGAGCACCUCCGUUAAUCCUCCGGCUAAUACUGAAGGAAGCAGUGAAGAGAUUGAUUAAUAAAAGCUUUGUUUUAAA
Messenger RNA from Anoplophora glabripennis (Asian longhorned beetle), 2531 nucleotides. RefSeq names its product cilia- and flagella-associated protein 91-like. NCBI's taxonomy places the organism in Eukaryota, Metazoa, Arthropoda, Insecta, Coleoptera, Cerambycidae. The record is from RefSeq and is a predicted model, not a curated record. The coding region runs from base 93 to 2513 and encodes 806 amino acids. The transcript has 12 exons.